CUGGUUUUUUGGGUGAAGAUUCCAACAGGACCAAGACGACGCCGUUUUGGGCACCCUUUGCUUCCUUAUUGCUAGGGACUGAAGCAUCACCCAAGCACGAAGAAGGAAGAACCCUAACAACGCAAAAAGAAAAACCACGGACACCGACUGGCGAUAAAUUGGUACUCUAGGAAACUGUGUAGCUCAAACCACAAUGUUUCACAGAGGAAGAUCGAUGGAUGGAGGUGAUGCCCGAGAAAUGGGUCUGAAAAGGCAGCGUGUGAUGGAUCAAAAUUCCUCCUAUUACUCAAUUCCACCCAUGUCAAGUUAUAUGUACAAUCCAGCCCCUCCUCCUCCUGCUCUUGACUACCCUUAUAUUGGCCAGCCUCCUCCACCUCUCCCUAUUGUCCGACUUCGAGGUCUCCCAUUUGGUUGCACAGAGGUUGAGAUAGCAGAUUUCAUGCAUGGAUUGGAUGUAGUUGAUGUGCUUUUGGUCCACAAGGGUAAAAGGUUCACAGGGGAAGCAUAUUGUGUUCUGGGGUACCCCCUUCAAGUUGAUUUUGCUCUUUCAAGGAAUAGGAAGAACAUUGGGAAAAGAUAUGUUGAAGUUUUCAGAAGCAGCAAGGAGGAAUAUUAUAGGGCUAUAACUAACGAAGUAUAUGAUGCUUCUUCUAGCAGUGAUUUUGUAGCUCCAAGGGAUAGAUCUGGUGAGGAUUUGGCAGAUCAUACUGGAGUUUUGAGGCUGAGGGGAAUGCCAUAUUCAGCGAGCAAGGAAGCUGUUAUUGAGUUCUUUAAGAAUUUUUCACUUUCGGAAAAGUCAGUUGUUAUGGUUGCUAAUUCUGAGGGAAGGCCAACCGGAGAAGCGUUUGUGGAGUUUGCUAAUGCAGAAGAGUCCAGAGCUGCAAUGGCCAAGGAUAGGAUGAGAAUUGGGACUCGCUAUAUUGAGCUUUUCCCUUCUUCUCAUGAAGAGUUGGAGGAAACUGUCUCAAGGGGCAGAAUAUUGGAGAAACCAUCCGAUGGGAAGGACCUAACAGAAAUGACGGCUGUUGUUCGAAUGAGGGGACUACCAUAUUCAGCUGAGAAGGAUGAUAUUAUUGAUUUCUUCAAAGAUUUUGUUUUGUCAGAAGAUUCAAUUCACAUUACUCGUAAUUUCGAAGGAAGACCAACGGGAGAAGCAUUUGUAGAGUUUGCAAACCCUGAAGAUGCAAAGGCGGCACUGGCAAAGGAUAGGAUGACGUUAGGGAGUCGUUAUAUAGAGCUUUUCCCAUCCUCACCUGAGGAUUUGAAUGACUCAGUCUCGAGGAGAAGGUGAGGUAGAUUUGUCUGCUGAUAUGAAUGAGUCUCUCUUGAGGCGAGGUGAUACAGAUUUAUGCUCUGUUUGUGACGUAGUUUUAUGAAUAUUAGUUGAUUUUGUUUCAGGGUUUUGCUGAAAACGAAUUCUGUGAUAUGAGGUGUUAAAAUGUUAAUACCAGACAAAAUAAUGGCUUUUUAGGUUUGUAUUUAUAUGUUAUCAAGUGUUAUGACAUUUUGGUGGUAUUCGUGUUUGGUGGGCGGUUGGUAAAGGUUUCUCUCCAUAUUUGGUUAAUCGGAUUGAAUUUGUUGAAUUU
Messenger RNA from Cuscuta europaea, 1586 nucleotides. NCBI's taxonomy places the organism in Eukaryota, Viridiplantae, Streptophyta, Magnoliopsida, Solanales, Convolvulaceae. The record is from the annotation of a GenBank genome assembly.